CCGGGGGGACAAAGUUCAAAGUAGUAGCUGAGAAGGGACGAGGACACUAAUCAGAGGAAUUGUGACACAGACUCACUGAAAAACACUCCAGCAGAUCUCUCAGCGUCAAUCACUGACUGAAGCAGAGCCUCUCACCCUGUGGACCACUGACUGAGCCCAAGGCGACAAGACAGAGCUCCUCCACAUUUCUGUGUGGUGUGGCCCGCUCCAGUGGUAACCAUGACGACUGCAGAGCCACCCAAAGAACUGCGGCACAGAUACAACAAGGCCCUUCCAUCAGAUGAGCUCUCCGACCAGGCUGUGAGCCCUGGUAACGUGCAGGAGGACGAGCAGAGACAGUGGAAAGAACAUGCCCAGAGGGUGAAGGUGAAAGUGCUGGAGCAGGUCCAGGAUCAGCUCAGUAACAUUCUAGAUGAAGCUCUGAGUGAGUCCGGUCAUCCUUUCACCCACAGCCAGUCGACCAUUAACGGCAGAUUGACAAAAAAGACCUCAGAGAGGUCUCAGAAAAUGGCUGAUGGCAAAGUGUUUAUAGAAAGGCCGUCACUGCUGGAUGAGCUGUUUGAGAUCAGUCACAUCAGGACCAUCUACCACAUGUUCAUCGCCGUGCUCCUCAUCUUCUUUCUGAGCACGCUGGCUGUGGACUUCAUCGACCAGGGCAGGUUGGUCUUGGAGUUUGACAUGCUUUUCUUCGCCUUCGGGAAGCUGGGUACCGUCAUCCAGGCCUGGCUGGUGAUGUUCCUCUACACCCUGCUCGUGCCCUACUACACGCUGGUGUUCUGGGCGUCCCUCUACCACAAGUUGCCCUCCAAGUUGGGUCUUUCUCUGGGUACGGGCUUAAUCCUGUCUGCCGCACAGACCUGUGUCCUGGGACUGUUCCCGAUCUACGUUGUGGUAGAGAACCAGCUGCCGCCAGCCUCGCGGUUCAUUGUGAUACUGGAGCAGAUUCGAUUCGUGAUGAAGAGCUACUCCUUCAUAAGAGAAACUGCUCCUAUUAUAAUGAAGAAUACUCCAAAGGAAGGAGAAGGUCCGAUUAUUCCGCCAUUUUCCAGCUAUCUGUACUUCCUCUUCUGUCCCACUCUCAUCUACAGGGAAUCAUACCCCCGAAACAAGCACAUCAGAUGGAACUAUGUGGGCAGCACUCUUGCGAUGAUCUUGGGCUGCCUGUUUUACGGCUACUUCAUUCUGGUCCGCCUCUGCAUUCCCGUCUUCAGACCCCAGACCAACCAGCCGUUCAGUACUCGGACCAUGGUUCUGUCUGUUUUCCACUCAAUAUUACCAGGUAUUAUGCUGCUUCUCCUGUGUUUCUUCGCCUUCCUGCACUGCUGGCUCAACCUCUUCGGGGAGCUGCUGCGUUUCGCUGACAGAAUGUUCUACAAGGACUGGUGGAACUCUACAUCCUUUGCCAACUAUUACCGAACCUGGAAUGUGGUGGUUCACGACUGGCUGUAUUACUACGGCUACAGAGACUUCCUCUGGCUGUCCAAAAGGAGAUUCCGAGCAGCUGCCAUGCUCUCCGUGUUCAUCGUCUCCGCGGUCGUCCACGAGUACGCCUUGACCAUGGGCCUUGGAUUCUUCUACCCCGUCAUGUUCUGCUUGUUUGCAGUAUUGGGAGUGGUGUUCAACUUCACCAUGAACGACAAGCGCCAGAGCCCCGUGUUCAACGUCAUCAUGUGGGCGUGUCUCUUCCUGGGCCAGGGCGUCCAGGUGUGCCUGUACUCUCAGGAGUGGUACGCUCAGAUCCACUGCCCACGCAAAGAGAAUAGUUUCUGGGAGCUGGUGACGCCUCGGUCCUGGUCCUGCAGCUACCACAGGUGAAGCUGCCUGUCUGCUGCUCGGGACGGAUGAAGGGAUGAAAAGAUGAAAAUCAUGACAGAGUAAACGUAGACGAAAGUGUGGAAGGAAAACUUGAAAGACGUGUAUUUUUCUUUUUUAUUCCAUCAAGAUUUCUUUGGGUCAAGAUAUGACUAUUACUGUUUUGGUCAUAAUGUUGAAGUGAUGUUUUCCUUAUGUCACAUCUGGAGUAUUACCUCCACCUAUAGGAGGUUAUGUUUUUCGCCCCUGUGCAUUUGUUUUAGUUUUGUUCAGCAGUAAAACUACUGAACAGAUUCCCAUGAAACUUGGUGGAAGGGUGGGAAAUGUGAGGAAUUCAUAGAAUUUCAGAUCAAAUCUAAUGCACAGAUUUUGAUGAAAGAAUCUAUGAAUGUGUGCAGUGCGAUUUAAUGAAGGGGACGGUCGGGCCUUGGCGGAGAUAACUUUGUAUUAAAUAGUGUUUUUAUAAUUCAAGCUGUUUAAGAAAAGCGUUUACUGUUUAAGUUUACAUAUUUUAAUAGCAAGCCCUGAAGGACUCAGACCACAGAACAACUUGAUGUCAACUUCAAUGCUUAUUUAAUUUAUUUCUGCUGUAUUUGUACUAAAGCUGUGCUGACAGAACCUGGGAAAGGUUUGUUUAUUCUCAUCUUGUAUUGGUUUGAAUACACUUGAGAAAAUUUCUGCUUCUUCUUCUCUGAAUUAACGAGACAGCCGGAGCCCAAGAGAAGCUUUCGUUUCACCGAUGUCCAGUCUGUGUAGAUUGAUCGGAAACUGAGAGCAAUACGCUUCCAUACAGCAGCCUUGUGUAGUGGGGCUCCUGACCCGCAGUGUGUGUGUCUGUGUGUGUGUGUGUGUGUGUGUGUGUGUGUGUGUGUGUGUGUGAGUGUGUGUGUGUGUGUGUGUGUGAUUUAUCAUCUGUGGCUCGACCAGUGAGGAUCUAUAUUAAUCAAGAGUGUCGCCUGUGCAAUCCUGCCCUGGUUGCGGUUCAGAGCGCAGGGAUUGGUUGGAAGAGCAGGUACGUGAACCGACCAACCACAGGAAGCACGGCGUCUUAUCAGUGGGCCACAAAGCCUCUGUUUGUGUGGCUGCCACGUCCCUGUGAAGUCACACAGGAAGAGAAGGAUCAACAUUGGUACAGUGUUUGCAUUAGUGAUGUAAUGCUCUGUAAACCGAUACCAACCAAAACAGUGGUGGAGCAGGACGUGCACUGCUGGAUCCACUGUCAGUAGCAGAAUUGUGUAUUUGUGUCUUUGACAUUCAUCAACUUUUUUUAUUGUAUUUUCUUUUUUCUUAAAUUUUGUUUGACAUCUUUUACCUCCAUCAUUCUAUAAAUUGACAUUUAUCAAAGUGGCUACACAUAUUUCUGAACUCAAAUGUGGUUAAUGAGCCAGAGGAAGGUCUUCUGCAUAUCAAAGAUCCAAUUUGAAACAUCGUCUUUGCUGGAUGAACACAGACCAGAGGAAAGUUGUAGACUUUUAAAAUAUUCAAUAUUUCAAUUUACACACACGUUUAAGCAUCCUGAAAUGGAAGAACAUUGUAACUACUUUGGAGUUGAGUUUGUGAACAUCAAUAUAAACCAAGCGCUCGCCUUUCAGCUCCGCUCGGGUGUCCAGCGCGUGUCUGAGAGCAACAUCUAUCUCUGCAGCCGCUAAAUGCUCCCCAGUGUUCACCUGGUAGUAAACAACCUCGUCUGCAGGGCUGUUUAGUGCCGAGCUUGCAGCGCAUGGCUUCUGGAAUUCAAGACAGAUGAGAGAAGUGAGACUAAAAGUGAAGAGUUGAACUCGUAAGGCUUUGCACAGGCACCGAAUGCAUUGUUCAUGUAAAAUGUUGAUUAUUCACCUUUUUAUUAUCCCUUAUCCUUAACAUGAGAGGAGCCACUCAAACAUGUCCUUUAACCCUGAAUCACGGUCCCAUGUCCAGACUUUAACUACCCAUCGUCUUUGCAGUUAAGUAAAGUUUGUGAGUCAGAGGAAAAUGGCUGCCAUGUGGGCUGCAGGACUGUAUGAAGCUGAAAUGUUUGGUUGGUAAACUAAUGAUGUUUUCAGUCAGUUGUUACUUGCAUCUGAACGACUUGAUAAAUGGAUCAAUUAGACAAUAUAUGAAUAAAGUCCACAACAGCUUUUUCUCCUCUG
Messenger RNA from Limanda limanda (common dab), 3941 nucleotides. RefSeq names its product sterol O-acyltransferase 2 (gene soat2). Gene Ontology annotation, biological process: cholesterol metabolic process; cholesterol efflux. Bases 220 to 1815 code for a protein of 531 amino acids. Gene Ontology annotation, molecular function: fatty-acyl-CoA binding; cholesterol O-acyltransferase activity; cholesterol binding. NCBI's taxonomy places the organism in Eukaryota, Metazoa, Chordata, Actinopteri, Pleuronectiformes, Pleuronectidae. The record is from RefSeq and is a predicted model, not a curated record. Gene Ontology annotation, cellular component: endoplasmic reticulum membrane. The transcript is spliced from 16 exons.